CGGAGCUAGCACUUCUAUAAGAGCAUUUCUAAUAGAUCUUGCAGAAGAGGUCAUCUGGUAAUAUCACUGCCGAUUUAGCGGACGAGCGCAUUUUUUUCCGGCCCGAUCAGAGCCCGUAAAAUCGGCCGUCUCAUAAUUUUCUUAUGGGAACCUGCAAAGUCCGGGCCGUUUCCGCCAUAUCUGCGGGAUCCCUCACUCUUUUUGCCAGUUCCCCUAUCCUUGGCACGAAGAAAUCUUUCGCUGCUUUUCGUUCCCACCUCACGCGCCACCGCCAACCGAUCCUAUGGAGUACCCGUCAUCUCCGGGUGCAGCAUUUCAUGUGCCGCCCCCACCAAGUAUGCCGUCGCUCCGUCCUUCCGAGCCUCCCUCGGCCGUGCAUGCAGGCGCCGCCCCAACACCUUCUGUCGCCAGCAGCAAGAGGAAGUGGCAAGGGAAUCACCUCGUUCAAGGGGGCGUAACCAGCACGGCACCACCUCCUUCUACCCCUGCUCCGAUUCCUCCCGUAGCGGCCGCCGACGAUGAAGAAGACAGUAUUCACCGGACCGGAUGGCGUUCGGGCGAAGCCCCCAAGGAAGAAGGUGGUCGCGGCAGGAGGCCAGGCUCCUCCUCCGCCUCCGGUCAGCCACGUUCUCCCCGAUCAUGGCCACUCAACCGGUCACGCCUACCACAUGUUUGAUGAAACGUCCAGCAGCCAAAACAUGCACUCAACAUAUACCGAAAUGUUGGAGGAGAAUGCGGUGGAUUUGAGUGCUCCCCUUGACGAUUUUGAUACACCUCACGUGGUGGUCGAGGCGGAGGUGGAUCAAGCGGAUGAAGGUGGUGACAAAGUGGAAGUGAUUGAGGAGGCUGAGUACGAUGCUAGGGUGGGGAGGACCGACAACUACACGGAGACGGAGGAUGUGUGCUUGAUGCAAGCAUGGGAGAGUGUAUCACUUGACGCGGUGAUCGGCAAGGAUCAAACCUUUGGGGAUCAUUGGCAAAGGAUUGAGGACAAGUAUCAUUGGAUCUUGUCGUUCCCCCCUCCGGCCGGUAUUUGAAGUCACUCAAAGGCCGCUGGGAUGUGAUCAAGAAAACUUGGCCGUUGGAGUGGGUGCUUCGAGCAAGUGUGGAAUGCACCCUCAAUUGGCGUCACUAUUGAUGAUUAUGUGAGUGUUUCUUCAUUUUGUUGACUUUGGCCGAGUUGAUUAAAGUUUGAGGUAAUAUUUGCCUCAAUGUCCAUGUGUAGGAUCACAUCACCAAUGAAUAUUUCAAGCAAACGGCGGGUUUCAAGAGCCGAUCGUUCACUCUUCAUCAGUGUUAGUGCUUGCUCAAGGAUAGUGAGAAGUGGAGGGUGAGGGACAAGGAAGCCCCCCCAAAGAAAGGUUCCCUUGUCAAAUUGGAAGAUGAGGAUGAUGAUAGUGAUGACGCGCCAAGAGGAGGAAGAAGUAAGGGCAAAGCAGAAGGAAACAAGAAGGAGAAAGCAAGAGUGAAGAGGACAGCCGAGGCAACAACUUUGAGAGAACAAAUUGGUGAUAUGGCGAAGAUAAAAGAGACCAUUUUAAGCAAGCAUUGGGAUGCUAAGGUGGACAUGGCCGAGAAGAAAGAGAAACGCAAGGAUAAGUAGGAGAAAGGUGUGUCUUCGAAGAGUGCAAGAUCACCCUAGAGCAAAAGUGGAGGGACGAGAGGACCAUCGAGGAAGACCGUUUCAUGUUGAUGAAUCUGGAGGGCAUGGAUGCAAUGACAAAAGUAUUUUGGAAAUUGAGAAGAAUGAAGAUCAUUUGCCAUAUAAAAAUGGAGCUUCAAAACCUCAUGGCUCGUGGGUCGGGCAAUGGUGGUGGUGUUGGGUUUGGAAGGAGUUUUGCUUUCGGCAAUUUUGAUGGUGGUGGGUGCGGAGGUGCUGGUGGCUUCAGCAAUGGUGGUGGUGGAGGGUUUAGAGGUGGUGAUGGCUUCGACAAUGGUGGUGGUGGCUUCAGCAAUGGUGGUAGAGGUCGGUUUGGAGGUGGUGUUGGCUUCGACGUUGGGGGUGGUGGUGGUGGUGAAACUUUUAACAAUGGUGGUGGAGGUGGUGGUGGUGCUUCGACAAACGGUGUUCUUGAUGAUGGUGGUGCUCAUUCUCGGGUCAAUGUGGAUGAAGAUGGGAGUGAUUAUUCUGCGGUCAAUGUGGAUGAUGGCGAUGGAGGUGCUAGGCCGAUUGUGGUGGAGACGAUCUUCACCACAAUGAGGAUGUUGCUUGAUUUCUUCAUGACCGAUGGUCGUUUGAUCAUGUUUUAUUUUGUUUGGUCGGGCACUGUUUAUGGCCAAACUUGCUACCUUGUAUGUUGCACCUGAUUUUGGAUAUAUGAUGAACUAGUUAAUGUAUCUUUCCUACUUAUGAAGGUUAGAGUUGAUAAUGAGUUUACAUGUGAGACGAUAUAAAUAAACAAGUGCAUUUCUAUCCAUAAGUGAGACUAGCAGUUCUCCAAAAGAUCGAAGAAACAAAUGUUACUUUUAUGAGACCUAUCCCAAAUAAAUAUUUACACUACUACCCUAACAUGAGAAUAACACUCUUAUAAAAACAUUGAUUAUAAAUGCAUACG
Molecule: messenger RNA, 2555 nt
Organism: Triticum aestivum (bread wheat)
Lineage: Eukaryota; Viridiplantae; Streptophyta; Magnoliopsida; Poales; Poaceae
Exons: 2
Coding region: 519-1037 (172 amino acids)
Source: RefSeq, a predicted model, not a curated record